Messenger RNA from Drosophila serrata, 1527 nucleotides. It is a transcript of the gene naz, whose product is annotated as nazgul. The record is from RefSeq and is a predicted model, not a curated record. NCBI's taxonomy places the organism in Eukaryota, Metazoa, Arthropoda, Insecta, Diptera, Drosophilidae.
ACGCCGUCACUGUUCGUUUCAUUCAUUCCAUUCAUCAAUCCGGUAGGAAGGGAAAGUGCAGCGGAAGAAAGUGAGCAAGUGGAGAAGAGUUCCUUAAAAAAAAAAACAAACAAACUGAAAAAACCCGAGAAUGGAACGUCUGCUGACCAUGUUCGAGGAGGCGGAUCCCUUCGCCACAUGGUGGCCCACGAUAGCUGCCCUGGCGGUGGGCGUUGUGAUUACAAUCCGGACCUUAAUGAGCGGCCAGCGCUGUCCAAACGAUAAUCAAAUCAACCAGCAAAUCGUUGUUGUCACCGGCGGCAGUGGCGGCAUUGGUUUCGAGAUAGCCCAGGCUCUGGCCGGACGUGGUGGCCGCAUAAUCCUUGCCUGCCGCAAUCUCAAGGCUGGUGAACGGGCGGCGGCUAUAAUUAAGCGGGAGUUGGGAUGCCGCACACCCAUUAUAUCACCGGACGAGGACGACGAUCCGGCGGACAGAUAUUUCGUGGAGGCUCGCUACUUGGACCUAUGCUCACUCCGGAGUGUCCAUCACUUUGCCAGCCAACUGAUGGCGGAAUUCGAGCGGAUCGACAUUCUCAUCAACAAUGCCGGCGUGGUUUUCGCCAAUACCCAUGUGCCCACAGAGGAUGGCUUUGAGCGGCACAGUCAGGUGAAUUACCUGGCUCCCUUCCUGCUCACCCACCUGCUGCUCCCGCACUUGAAGCUCUCGGAGCAAGGACGCAUUCUGUUCGUCUCGGCCCACGCCCAUCAGGCGGCCAAAAUCGAUUUCGACGAUCCUUUGAAUGUGGGCACCUGGGCGGUAAAGUUUCAUGCCCGUGAAGCCUUUGCCCACUCGAAGCUCUGCGUCCUGCUGGCCACUCGCUGGCUGGCCAAGGAACUAAAAGGUACUGCGGUCACGGUCAACUGCUGCACCCCAGGACUCGUUCGUGGGACCCGACACUUUCGCAACUCGCCACUGAUGUCGUCCAUCUGCGUGAAGGCGGUCACCUACCCAUGGAUGUGGCUGUUCAUGAAGAACCCCUACGAGGGCGCCCAGUGCGCCAUCCGCCUGGCCACGGAUCCCCAGCUGAAGGAAGUCACCGGCGAGUACUUCAAUGACUGCGAAAUCGUGCAAAGUUCGGAGCCGGGCCAGGACAAGGAGUUGGCCAAGAAGCUGUAUAUGCAAACCAUAAGAACUCUCGAGACCGUUACCAAACUAACCGUCGACAAGGAGCUGCCGCUGGAGGCGGAGUCUGAGCUGAGGCUGGAGGCGCCGCCGGAUGCUGAAGCGGAUUCGGAUGCGGAAACGGAAACGAACCGGGCGGCGGAAGGGGCUUCGGUGGACCGGCAGACAUUGGUGGAGUGAUUUAUGCCUGGCACGCGGCCUGAGUUCCUCAGGGACUGCCAACUGCAACGUCUAUUUGCAUUUGGUUUAACAAUUGCCGCAUUAGGCAGCCUCCUCCUUAGCCUCAUCCUCAGUCCGUUCCCCCUUUUUUUAUGGCUCCCUGACUUUAUGUAUACAGUAACUCUGCACUGCCCGCCCCCCUGAUA